Molecule: messenger RNA, 453 nt
Organism: Plasmodium vinckei vinckei
Lineage: Eukaryota; Apicomplexa; Aconoidasida; Haemosporida; Plasmodiidae
Product: inner membrane complex sub-compartment protein 3, putative
Exons: 1
Coding region: 1-453 (150 amino acids)
Source: RefSeq, a predicted model, not a curated record
AUGGGAAACGGCUUAUGCUGCAUUAACGACUUCAAUAACAACAAAUCCAAUAUAGAUAUAUAUCCAUACCCCAGUCAAGAAAAAUAUGAUGAAUAUGAUAAUUGGACAUUAGAAACAUGGAUAGAUAAAUAUAAGAAUGGUAAUACAAUUAGAGUAGCAUUUCCUGAUGGAAAUGAAAUUCAAUGUUAUUUUAAAAUUUUUUUAAAUGAGAAAUGCUUUGAACUAUCCUUAGAUAAUAAAGUUCGUGUUAUAAAAUUUAAUGAUAUUAAGUGUGUACUUCAUAGAAAUAGUUGCGAGUCGUUAUUAGAAUCAGAACAAAAUUUAUUAAAAUCACCUAAGGUCAUAGGAAUUCGAUUGAUUAGUACACUUAAAGCUAUUGCCUUUGCAAUGGAUAGCCCUGGAGAGGAAAGAAUGUUUUAUGAGUUUAUAAAAAAAUACUGCUUAACUGCUUGA